GCAGUUGGUGGUGGCGGUGGCAGGGGCAGUGAGUCAAUCGCCUCAGCAGCUGCAGCAAAUGAUUCAUUAUUUGUGAAGUUAACAGCUCAGACCACUUAAUCUACAAGGACCAAUUUCUUACUGGAGGGAAUCGGUCCAAUAUGAAGGACGUGUCAUUCGUGGAUCGUCUCUUUGUCGGCUUGGCCAUGGCCUCUUUUGUUGUGGCCACAGAGGAGAGGCCCGAUUGCCCAAAGCUCUGUGUAUGUGAGAUUAGACCCUGGUUUUCUCCAAGUUCGGUGUACAUGGAGGCGCAGACAGUUGACUGUAAUGACUUGGGACUCUUUAGCCUACCGGAACAAUUACCGGUGGGCACACAAGUACUAUUACUGCAAACAAACAAUGUUGCCAAGAUUGACAGACCCUUGGAUUACCUGGCCAACAUCACAGAGAUUGAUUUAUCGCAAAACAACUUAUCCUCUAUCAGUGACGUCCACCUGGGGACUCUUCCUCAGCUGCUGUCCCUUCACAUGGAGGAAAAUUGGAUACGAGAGUUGCCUGAGCGAUGUCUUGCUGAGGUGGCUAACCUUCAGGAGCUCUACAUGAAUCACAACCUCAUCUCAUCCAUUUCCCCGAUGGCUUUCCAGGGUCUCAGCAAUCUUGCGCGGCUCCACCUCAAUUCUAACAGGCUGAAGGCCAUUAUAAGAGAGUGGUUCGACCCCAUGCCAAAUCUCGAGAUCCUGAUGAUAGGCGAGAAUCCUAUUCUUUCUAUUGAUGAUAUGAACUUCAAACCUCUCAGUAAUCUCCGCAGUCUUGUUCUCACUAGAAUGAACCUGUCUCAGCUUCCUGACGAUGCAUUGGCUGGUCUUGAUAACUUGGAGAGCAUCUCGUUCUAUGAUAAUAUUUUUCCUGAGGUGCCUCAUUCUGCCCUGAAAAAUGCAAAAAAUCUUAAGUUCUUGGACCUAAAUAAAAACCCAAUUGCGAGGAUACAGAGAGGGGACUUUGUGGAUAUGUUCCAUCUGAAAGAACUGGGGAUUAAUAGCAUGCCAGAGCUAGUUUCCAUCGACAGCUUUGCCCUCAAUAACCUUCCUGAGCUGACCAAAAUAGAAGCCACCAACAAUCCUAAACUCUCCUAUAUCCAUCCUAAUGCUUUCUACAAACUACCACGGCUGGAAACCCUAAUGCUAAAUAGCAAUGCGCUCAGUGCCCUCCACAGGAUUACUGUCGAGUCCCUCCCAAAUCUCAGAGAGGUUAGCAUGCACAGCAACCCCAUCCGCUGUGACUGCGUAGUCCGCUGGAUGAACAUGAACAAGACCAACCUUCGCUUCAUGGAGCCUGAUUCACUGUACUGUGUGGAGCCCCCGGAGUACGAAGGCCAGCAUGUCCGACAGGUGCACUUCAGGGAGAUGAUGGAGAUUUGUCUGCCACUCAUCUCUCCCGAAAGCAUGCCUGGGCAUAUUAAAGCACAGAAUGGGAGCUCAGUGUCACUCCAUUGUCGGGCCUUCGCUGAACCAGAGCCAGACAUCUACUGGAUCACCCCGUCUGGUACCAGGGUCCUGCCUAACACCGUGUCUGACAAGUUCUACAUGCACCCAGAGGGAACUUUUGACAUCUAUGAUAUAACAGAAAAUGAAGCUGGUGUUUACACUUGUGUUGCCCAUAAUCUGGUUGGAGCUGAUCUUAAAUCUGUUUCAGUAGAGGUGAAUGGAUAUUUUCCCCAACCUGCAAAUGGGUCUCUGAAUGUCAUGAUCAAAUCAGUGGAGACAAACUCCAUCCUGGUUUCGUGGAAGGCCAGCCGUGGCACCCUGGCUCCCAACAUUAAAUGGUACACAGGGUCAGAUGCUAACCAUCCCACCACGGCGUUUACCACCAGAGUUCCCUCUGACGUCCAGGUCUACAACCUCACACAUCUCAGCCCCGCCACUCUGUACAAAGUCUGUGUGGAUGUCGGCAGCAUCCACUACAACCAUGACACCAAAUGUGUCAAUGUCACCACUAAGGGAUUAGAGCUGGCAGCCAAGGACAUAGAAAAAUGGGACGCAGCACUAAUCACCGUCUUCGGUGUGCUCUUGGCUGUGAUUUCAGUGGCAUGUCUGCUUAUUUAUGUGUCUCUGAGGAACCACCACCUUUAUGGGGAUAUAAGGAAAUGCGACUCCAAAGCUUCGCUGACACAAGUGGAAGCUACCGGUACGCACUCUCCUUUCUUUACAAAGCUGUGGGUUUCGGGUAAGGGACUGCCAAGUGGAGUCAAAGUGAAAGCCACAGUCAUAAAUGUAUCUGACAAUGCCUUUUAA
Molecule: messenger RNA, 2270 nt
Organism: Perca flavescens (yellow perch)
Lineage: Eukaryota; Metazoa; Chordata; Actinopteri; Perciformes; Percidae
Gene: lrrn3b
Product: leucine rich repeat neuronal 3b
Exons: 1
Coding region: 141-2270 (709 amino acids)
Molecular function (GO): protein binding
Source: RefSeq, a predicted model, not a curated record